This is a messenger RNA of Pseudovirgaria hyperparasitica, 1830 nucleotides long. RefSeq lists its product as uncharacterized. The record is from RefSeq and is a predicted model, not a curated record. The transcript is spliced from 2 exons. Bases 152 to 1648 code for a protein of 498 amino acids. NCBI's taxonomy places the organism in Eukaryota, Fungi, Ascomycota, Dothideomycetes, Acrospermales, Acrospermaceae.
AGCGGGCAGUAGCUUGCGGGGGCCUGAGGCAUCCAUCGAUGGAGAGAACGCCUGAAAUAGGCCACAGAUUGCUUGAAAACCCCAAUUUCUGUCCGUGCCGAACGUUAGCGCUCAUCGACGUUGAUAUAUAUGUUUGGAAAUUUCUCUCAGUAUGGAAUGGGACGAACGAGCAGAGCAUGCCAAUGUCAUGGCAUCCGAUGAGUGGUUCACCAAAUUCCGGAUACGACGAGGCCCGCCUAUUGCCAAUUGGGUCUCUUCUUUCCGCAGCGACCAUCCAAGUGAGGUUGUUGAAGAUCUUUGUGGUUCCUUCAAUUGGAGCUGUCGCGUACGCUUCGAAGACAGCGUAGAGUGGCUAGUUCGUUUCGCCGUGCCUGGAAGAGUUAUGGACGGAGACGAGAAGCUACGUCGUGAAGUCUCAGUGAUGCACUUGCUUAGAGAAAAAACAAAGAUCCCGGUGCCUAAGGUUCAUGCUUGGGGUCUGUCAAAAGACAAUGCUCUAGGGUUAGGGCCCUUCAUCAUAAUGGAGUACAUUCCGGGCGGCGAAUCCCUCGGUCAUCUUUGGCGAGAAUCAAAUGAGAAGCGGAUAUUAAGAUCCGAUAUCAGCGAACGGGACCUGCGCACCGUGUAUCGCCAGAUAGCGGGCUUCUAUCUCGAGCUUUCGAAAUUAGAGUUUCCAAAUGUUGGGUCUCUAUCUAUGAAGGACGAUGAAAGCAUUCAGGCGGACUUGGGGCCGCUAACGCUUAAGAUGCAAGAAAUAGAGGCACAUGGAGGAGUCAAAGUUGGAGGCAACCGCUCGACAACAUUCCCAUCCGCGAGAGAUUACUUCGACUACGUCGCUGAGCAAGAUAUGGAACAUUUGUGCGAGCAGCCCAGCUCAGUCGACAACGAUGAUGAUGCCAGGGCCAAAUUCAGGUUCCGCCAUCAUUUCAACGCCAUUAUUCCACGCUUUGUGGCCGAUGAGUAUAACCAGACCGGCUUCCGACUAAUGUGCGAUGAUUUUCGCUACGGGAACAUGAUUGUCAACAACGCAAAAGAUCUUAAGAUAAUUGCAGUGAUAGACUGGGAAUGGACAUACGCAGCGCCGUACCAGAUGUUUUGCUCAGCCCCACGCUGGUUUCUAAUAAAACCCCCAAUGUUCUGGACAGCGCCCAACGGUUCUGAAUACGAACGAUACAACGCAUGCCUAGAAAUCUUUCUUGAAGAGCUUGAACAAGAGGAGAGCGAUAGAUACAAGGUCACGCCGCAGCUUGAGCCUCUGAAUCGACUAUCUGGCCUUAUGCGAAAGUCCAUGACCGACGGCAGGUUCUGGUUCCACGAAUUGAUCUACGACUGUUUCACAGUCGCCGAAAACACAGCCUGGAAAGCCAUUCGCGAUAUCUACCCUAAUACCGAUGAGCUUGCUCCUAUCUCGGAGCCAGAGCUCGAAAAGUUUGUCAAGAAGAAAAUGGAGGACUUGGCGGCGUAUAAGGCAGAAUGGGACGAGAUGAAAGCGAUCAUCGAUCGCAACCAGGCUGAAAUGAAUGAAACGAUGCAACAAAUGGCGUUGGAGGAUUCAGAAACUAGUGGAUGUAGUACGGAGCAAGUCGAGGUUGCGACGAAAAAUGGAGACAUGAUCGAGAACCUUGGAGGAGCCGACCAUCUGGAAUGAACAUUGAAUGAAAAGUAGAAGAGAAGCCAGCAGACGUAUGAAUGCGUGUAAAGUGGUCAGCGAUACUUUGUCUGAGGCAGCUCUAUAUGAUCAAUUAACGCGUAGCAACACAAUCCUAUACUUCUAUAUGUCUACUAGAUCUAUUUGGAGAUAUAUUGAUAAUUAUAUACUUGAGAGCGCUG